Molecule: messenger RNA, 3202 nt
Organism: Magallana angulata
Lineage: Eukaryota; Metazoa; Mollusca; Bivalvia; Ostreida; Ostreidae
Product: BMP-binding endothelial regulator protein-like
Exons: 15
Coding region: 1061-3115 (684 amino acids)
Molecular function (GO): protein binding
Source: RefSeq, a predicted model, not a curated record
GAAUUACCGUGUCUCAGGCCGACUGUAAAAUGAGCAUGGCUUAGGUUGUUUAUGAGAGCCAAUAAUGAUGUGCUUCUAUUAACAUGGAGUGUACUAUCAAAAGAAGACCCCGAUAGUUUAGAAGACCACAAAGACAGAAAGUGGCCGUUUGAGAAAGUACCAGAUGUCGAGACUGCGUCGCUUAUUUCAAAUUUCUAGGUGUCAUCUUGGUAAUCAGUAGCAGGCGAAUUCUGAAUGGUAUAAGAAGACGGAAUAAUGAGGUUCCAAGUCUCAACAGAGCUGAAGGUUUCGUUUCUCCGAUUGGAUGUUACCCUGAAUUGAGGCUUAAUCAGAUGAUAAAAUCUUCCAGCGAAGUCCAUUAAACGACAGUGCUUCGGAUAAACGGGGAUGUUUCUUGUUCUAUUCUCGUAUUGGACAUAAAUCUUCGAACGACUUGCAUAACUGUCUUUACUUCUACCAAAAGCCGUGUGUCGUUUAGUGAUUGUUGGUGAACCACUUAAUUAUGGUGUACAAACCCCGGACACCAAUAAAACUGUAAUUACCAUUAUGUUUGUUAAUAAGGACCAGGGACCAUAGCACCCUCUGACAAAAUAUCGAGAAAGGCGUUCUCCGGCGAUAAUUUUUUUUUAUCACAACGAAACAAUUCUGAGGAAAUUUAGCGAUAAUAUUUGGUGUUUUAUCUAGUCUAUUUAUCACAGAUUCAAUUUUUAUGAAUUUAUAGUCGUGAAAGAAAUUUUCCAGAAACUGACUAAUUGAUUCGCAUCCUGAAGAGUUUAUCUCGUGAACUAAUAAAAACCCAAAUUAAGGGCUAGACGUUGUAAUAAGUGUUAUUGGACAGGAGGAUUCUACAUCAUUCAUGAAUGAUUAUCUCAACCAGAUUCAAACGAGAAAAAGUUUCUCAAGAGGACCACAUCCAUUUAGCAAUCAAAAACAUAUACCAUACUUUUUUCAUUGAUAAACGAGGGGAAAAAACUAAUUUGCAAAAAAGGAUCAACACAUUAAACCGCUGAAUGUGAUUAGUAGCGUGUGCCUUCAGAAGAAAACGGGAUGAGACAAUACUAUGAAAGGAUUGAGGCAUUUGAACGUACCAACAUGUCAUGAAAUUUUACUCGGAGUACUUUUCAUCCUAUUCUUCGUGGACCAAACUAAGACCCAAUUAAUAGGCAAUAUCAGAAGAUGCGAAAAGGAAGGUGAAGAAAUAUUCAUCCCAAAUAUAUCAGACAAUCCCUGUAUAUAUUGCUUUUGCAAGAAUAAAGAAGUCACUUGUCGACGAACACAAUGUCCUAGCUUAGAUGGAUGCCAUAUGAUUCUGUACGAGAACAUACAAGACAACAGGAAGUGUUGCGAGAUGUGUAAAGGUUGUACAUACCAGAACAAAGAGUAUGCCAGCGGAGACCAAUGGAGUAGUCCCGAGGACCCGUGUGUUCAGUUGUCCUGCAGGGCAGGGGUAAUCACAAAAGCCAAAACGAAAUGCUACUCAAAUUGCAAGAACCCUAUCCAAGUGCCCGGAAAAUGCUGUCCUAUUUGCCAAGGUUGUGAAAACAGCGGCAGAACCUAUCAGAAUGGAGAGGAAUAUUCCCUCAGCACAGAUGCAUGCACAAAAUGUACAUGUCAGAAUGGAAAUGUAUCCUGUGUAAAAGAAGUAUGCCCGGUGUUAAAUUGCCCUGAAUCUACAAUUAUACAUAAAGAAAAUGAAUGCUGUCCUUCUUGUGAAGGCCAGCGUAAAAUUUUUAAUUUGCCAAAUGGAUUUUGUUUCUUUCAAAAGAAAAUCUACAAAACCAAUGACAUUUUUCGACCUGAAGACUGUACAGAAUGCAAAUGUUUGUCAGGGACCAUUGUCUGUGACCGAGAAACCUGUCCACCUAUCACGUGUAGCUAUAAUAUGACAGUCAAAAGUGAAGACUCUUGUUGUCGCGUGUGUCCACAGAAGGAUGAGUGUAUCUACGAGGGCACAACUUACCAGGACUCUGAAGUGUGGCAACCUAACCUGUGUACCAGGUGUUCCUGUGACGACGGAACGACCCGGUGUAGGGUCCAACAAUGCAAAGUAUCCAGCUGGUGUCCGGCGGGAUAUGUACUGAAAUAUAUUGACGGUGAAUGCUGUCCCCGGUGUGUUGAAGCUAGUGGAAUAUGUACAGUUUUUGGAGAUCCUCAUUAUAGGACUUUUGACGGCAGGAUUUACAAUUUUCAGGGAGCUUGUAAAUAUUUAUUAGCAGAGGACGAAGUGAGCAAAAAGUUUUCAGUAACUGUACGCAAUGACGCGCGUUCGUCGCCAUGGUUCACAUGGACACGUAUGUUAACAAUAUUCAUAGGAAAAACCAAAAUAGGACUUCAUCAGAAACUCACAGUUAAGGUUAACAGAAAGAGAAUAAAAUUGCCUUACAAGAGUAAGAAUCCUACUUUCUCCGUUCAUCGAGAAGGGAAUUCAGUGAUAUUUAAAGCAGAAUUUGGACUGCAAGUCGUCUGGGAUGGCGACAGCUAUGUGGAGCUGACUGUCUCUAGUCAGUACAAACGUCGGAUGGCAGGUCUCUGUGGUAACUAUAACGGGUUUGGUUCCGACGACCUCCAGGGCAGGGACCACAAACUCUACACCGACAGUGAGGAAUUCGGCAACACCUGGCGAGUGGGCAGCAAGGCCGCUUGUGUUCUUAGUCACAACGAGUCGGAACACUCUUCCCUUUGUGAUGGAGACAAGAGGAGAAGAAAACGGGCGAUUGCUGCUUGUAGUUUUCUUCUUGGGAGUGUGUUUUCUAAAUGUCGUCGACGGGUAGACGUGAGGACAUAUUACAGUUCUUGUAUAUCGGAUAUGUGCGACUGUCCUAGAAACAAAAUGUGCGCCUGUGAAUCUUUUAAGGCCUACGCACAAGCUUGCUCUCGGGAGAACGUCAGCAUCCGGUGGGAGAAGCACAUCCUCUGUCCAAGUCAGUGUCCAAGAGGAGCUAUCUACAGACGCUGCACCAGGCGUUGUUCCAAGACGUGCGACGAACCCAAGAAGACGGGCUAUUGUCGAGACAAGUGUCAGCCAGCAUGUAUCUGUCCGGGAAAGCGGGUCCUUCACAACGGGAAAUGUAUCGCGCCACACACGUGCCCGGGCGCGCCUAGUCCGUCCCUGUGAUGUUUCAAUACUUAUUAUUUAUUUGCCAGUAUACAUAUUUUUCAUGUUUUCUUUUUAUCUGCGAGAUUAAACAAUUUUUAUUUUUUA